AUGUCGGCGCCGGCAGCGACUACGAAGGCCUUCGGGGAUCGGAUGGUGCCGCUGGCUGUCUUGUUGAAGCGGGAACUGACGAACGAGAAGAUCGAGAAGCCGGAUAUCCUUACCGGGCUGGCGAAUCAGACAAAGAAGGGAGAGGAUUUCACCUUCGUCAAGACGGAGUGCCAGCGGUACGCUGGGGAUAGCAUCAGCACAUUCUCUGUCUUCGCGGUAUGGACAUAUAAGAAUAAAGCAGAAAGUCCUAGAGAUUGUUUUCCUUCUUAUCUUACAUGCUCCGUUAAUUUUACGAUGUUGCUAUUGACCAUGGGUGUGGAUUCCCUUUCACCUUAUUUCACAUCUGUAAAAUAUCAUCGUAAGAAGCGAUUUUUCCGGUUUCGCAACCACGCGGCCAAAACGGCACAUUUUUUUUGGUGAAGGAGCGAUUACUAUUGUGUUGAUUUGAAGGGGAUAACUUUAUGGAAAGUAAGAUGAUAGGUGCCAUCUUUAGACAGAGGGGAUCUAGAGAAGGGAUUAGAUGUUUGAUGGGUCAUGCAUGGUUGAUUUGCCUUCGUGUCCCUAAUGGAACUCGGAAAGCGAAAAAAAUUUGGGUUGGGUUGUAUAGGUUUUGUUUUGCUUUGGAGCAAUGCGGGUUUAAUGGAAAAACUCCUAAAAAUGUUAGUCUCUAAAAAGUGACUCAUUAUCGAGCUCACCUUAUUUCCGGGGAUAAGAAUUAAAAAUAAAUGAAACGAUUACUGCAUUUAUUUGACUUAGCCUGCCAAGGAUUUUGACUUAUUCAGUAUCAAAGGAUUUUUUUUAUUGUUUUGGAAUUUUUUGUUGCGAGGUAAGAAGGGAUAUUUUCCUGUUUUGUUCUAUGAGAGAUAUAAGUAAUGCUUCUCGUUUUUAUAUGCACAGAGUGUUAUAAAUCUUCUGGUUUAACUCAUGACGAUUUAGAAUAAUGUGGAACACUAAGGAAUUUGGAAGGCCUUGAUUGUCUAGGUCGAAAUGUGGAGGAUCCUAUGCACUUUUAUUUUUUAUCAUCAAGAAUAAACGCGCAUUUGAGUUUUGAUUAAUUUUGACCCCUCUGCUGUUCUAUAUGGACGUAAGAAGAUAAUAGAAAAAUUCAGUUGAUUAUUCAAACCACAGAAUAGAUUGACCUUCUCAGUUGUGGCUUGUAGAUUGUCACUAGGUGUACCAAAAAAAUUUAUACCACGAAAUUAAAAAUCUGAGGUGACAUUUUAUUUGUCAUCAGAGGUCUACAAAUAUGUCAUCAGUUGGCAGUAGAAUGAUCUGGCCAUGGGUACAUAAUUGGUCGUAGAAUCUGUGAGGAAUAUGGGUGGAAAUAAACCUUGAGUUUUCUGUCUCCAAUUUUUUGUUUGGUAGAAUAUUGCGUAAUUGGAUUCUUGUCUAGCCCAUGGUUAUUGUGUAGCCUUAAGAUGCUGUUUUUUCUAUUAGCAUCCGGCUCUUCUUGUCUUCUCAUAUUGCGUAAUAGGAUUUUCCUCACUUCAUUUCCUCUAUAAAUGUUAUCAUGCUUGUGCAUAAGGCCUAGUAAACACGAUUUCAGCGUUAUAAUUAUCUGUACUUGAUUCUGAAAAGGUGCAAAACACGAUUUCAUUGCCAGUUUCACUAUGCACAAAAUAUACAUGAAGAUGUAUUGCUUCUACCUUGGAGUUAACCAGGACAUUGUAUCAUACAAACUAUACAGCGACCUACAACUAGUUAUUGUUUGCCCUUCCUUUUGCAGCUAUUUGACGGACACAAUGGGUCUGCUGCUGCCAUAUAUGCGAAGGAGAAUCUUUUGAGUAACGUUUUAAGCGCCAUCCCUCAGGAUCUUAGUAGGGACGAGUGGCUAGCCGCAUUACCACGGGCUCUGGUUGCAGGCUUUGUCAAAACGGAUAAAGAUUUACAAGACAAAGGUGCAUAAUUAGAAUUACCUUCUGACUAUCACCAUCGUUAUAUUAUCUGAUUCCCUUAUGUACUGGAGUCACUGCUUGUUAUUAGUCACCUGCCACCGAAAGAGUAAUAUUGACGUCCACACUGUGUCAAAUCUUCCUUUUCUUUUCUUUUUUGUUUAAACUAUAUUUAUUCAAGAGACUCUCUUGAUUGUGGUACUCAAUACUUUUCUCAGUUAUUAGUUUCUAGACGAAAGGGGUUCUGAUGUGAAAACUACCAGAUGAUGGCUGUGACAACAAUAUUUUGCCACGGGAAGCAGAUAGAAUGUCAUAAAGUUUUUUUUAAUAAGUCCUCUCUACAAACACAUCUACUAUACUACAUAACACGCACUGUUUAGUUUUCAGCAAUGCUUUAUACUUCAUCAUGUAUGUGUAAUGGGGUUUGGUCACUAAAUAUUUGUCUGCACUUCAAAACAAAAGAUGAUCUUGUUUGAUAUCUUAUUUUAUGUUAAUUGGCAAUCACAUUAGCAUUGAUUUUCCAGUUCAUAAUCUUGUUCCUCAUAUGACCCUUUCCAUCCUCCCAAAACGCUCGCUUGAUUGGCACUCACGUGGUUCACCAUUAGGUUUCUUUUUCCUUCGUUGUUGAUGAUGCCUUGUUGAAUCGUUUUGAUUAGUAUGCUAAUAUGCUCGCUUCAGGUAAAUGUGCAUCUACUUUUGAUAUCAGUUGAAUUCGUAGGUAGAAACGUAUUCAAAUAUAAGGUAAGGUGCUUUUUUACGUUGGAAGAUUAUUCUUCGUUUAGAAAGAACAUAUUAGUUUAAUAUAAUCCUUCCCUAAAGAAUAUCCAAUAAAUACCGACGCGUGGAUUAAUACUAAAAUAGAUAAAAUGGAUGGACCCGUGAAUUUGGACAUAUUGAAUCAUAAUUCACUCGACCUUCAACCGUGUAUGCUAAUUUGAAGACUUGCACAAUGAGGGACCUUUGUGCUGAAUCUAACUGCAGGGUGAUAACUAAUGUUGAUCUAUAGUCUCUUACUUCUAAAAACUUUUGGGACAACUGCUUAUCUUUCUGCACCCACAAAUUUGCAUUGGGAUGCGUGUGUCAAGAACUUGUGGUCAUUUUAUAGACUUGGUAUAAAUUCUGUGCAAAUAUCUUUCUUUUAUGUAGUUCUGUUAAGCUAUUUAACGACCCAAAAGAUGUAGAUAUUAGCGCAUCCCCUUUUCUCGUGGAAAUUGGUUUUCCUAAAGCAUCAGCUGAAGUUUCAGUUGACACUAUUGUAGCACUUGCAUCGUGUUUAGCACCAUGCUUCUUUUGAUUGCAUUUAAAAAUGGUUUUCAUGUAUGUGCUUUCUCAUUGAUGACAAAAAUCAGACAAACAUCGGGUAUACACUGAAUAGUAUAGUAUUAUUGAAUGGUGUAAAAAACUGCUUCCUUCUCUCAUUUUUUUCUUUGUAAACAACAACACGAUGACAUAAAAAGAUAAAUAUAUAUUUUCGUAUACGUGUGUGUGUGUGUGUGUGUGUGUAUGUUGUUGCAAUCUAUUCACUAACUGUCCGUUACUUUGCUGUUCAUUAAGCUCAAACUUCAGGGACAACUGUUACAUUUGUGAUAAUAGACGGGUGGGUUGUGACGGUGGCAUCAGUAGGUGAUUCACGUUGCAUACUUGAAUCUGCUGAAGGUGCAGUUUACUCCUUAUCUGCAGAUCAUAGACUAGAAGCUAAUGAACAGGAGUAAGUCUCGGUUGACAAGAGAAUGUUCUCAUAGUCUUGAGCUGUAUGAUUUAGGGAUUUUUUUUUUUCUCGCACAGGGUAGAGCGCAUCACAGCCAGCGGUGGUGAGGUUGGCAGACUAAACAUGAUUGGAGGUGCAGAGGUACGUAGUUUUGUUAAAUAUCUUGAUCUUUAUAUCAACCAGUCCUCGUAACCGCUUCCUUGCUUAAAGACGCCUUUUUUUUUGGGUAUCCACGUGCUUAAUUGGAUGACAUUUCAUAUUGUUCUUUUCUUUUCUCUUGUAUUGGCAUCUUAAUGGUUCCUCAUUAGCUCUAAUUCUAACGAGACACGAUCUUGAAAAACCCUUAUCUAUCACUGUGUCUAAAGUCAGAAAACAUCAUAUCCUUGAUAGUUUUUAUCCAUGAUUCCAAGAAGCAGGAAUCAAACUGGGUGAGGCCAGCAUACAUGGGUCUUACUCCGGGCAGGGCAGACAUUUUUUUUAUUCCGAUUUUGUGAAUUUUUUAGUGGAAUGUAGCACAUCAAUCCACCUGAUACUAUAAACUCCUGCUUCCAUUGCAUUCCAAAAUUGGAAGGCUUAAGCGAGAUGCGCUUUCCAGCAGAUGGAGCCGGAUUCUGGUUGAUUUGGUGAUCCAGUAGUCAUACUUUCCAAUGGAAAGGGAAGGAAGCAUCCUCUCUGAAGUAUUACUUGAUGCAAUUUUUUCCUAAAGUUUUAAAUGCAUGGUAAUUGGACCUCUUUAAGCACGGUGUGGGGUCUAGAUAGGCUCCACGGCAAUGGAAAACAGCAGUUAGAUGGGAGAGCUACCAGGGAGGGGGUCUUACAGGGAAAGGCCUUGAAAAAUGAACAGGAAGACAGCUGGGUGUGACGGAAAGCAUGUGAGACAUUUAUUCAAGUCGGUGUAUCUUUCUGUUGUUGAUGGGAUGGGAUGGGCUGGGCUGGGAGAUAUAGUUGAAGUUUUCCCACGUGAUAAAGAGGUCCUUCCUUCCCGAGGUAGAAGAGCAGGAGGACUCAGUGAAUGAGGGUUGACCAGAGGUGGCCACGCUCUUGAGUCCUGGUUGUGGGCUGGCAUCUGCAGCCGUUGAGGAACACAUGGCGGCCAGAGAAGUAAGAGUUUGGUGAACGAGGAGGCUUCUACCGCAUUUGAGAGCUCUACCUGUGCAAUUGCAGACGAAUAAAUAAUCCCAACUGCAGAUUUCCAUAUCCGAAAAGGAAACACUACGAAGGAUUAUACUAAUUGUAUAUCAGUUGACUCGUACGGUUCUCGCUCCUGGUCUGGAGCUCUUUGACCGAGAAUUCGGGAAGCCUCACCAUGGCACUCUCUUCUCAGAUUGUACGAUAGAACGUGCAAUCUGACGGUGUCUGUCUGUCUGCAUGCUUUUUAGACCCAUAUAAGCUGGAACCGAUUUUCUCUGGCCCUUUCACUGCUAUACUAUACUAAUAAUGCGAAUCUUCUUUCUUCAGAUUGGUCCCCUGAGGUGCUGGCCAGGUGGGUUAUGUCUGUCAAGAUCGAUUGGAGACAUGGAUGUGGGGGAGUUCAUCGUUCCUGUUCCUCAUGUGAAGCAAGUGAAGGUAUCCACGCCCCUCUGUCUCUGUGUGUUUGGCGCAAAUGGUUUCCUAUUUUCGAUGCCACAUUUAGAAAGGGUUUAUACGGAGAAAGAUUCUGGUUUGGAAAGGAAAAAGUUUGACAAGCUUCUUCGAUGGGUUCUGAUUUUCUUUCUGGUUCUCUUACAAUUUUUAUUUUUAUUUUUUAAACUCACUUUAGAAUGAAGAUUACGUACGUAUUGGAUAAUUUAAACCAUAGUGUUUGCUCUCUGUAUUGUAUGGCUUUUAUUCAUCAGCGGUCUGUUUCUCUGCAAUAGCUUUCGAAUGCUGGCGGUCGGCUCAUCAUCUCCAGUGACGGCGUCUGGGACGCCGUCACCUUCGAAAUGGCGGUGAGCUGCUCGCGCGGGCUGCCGGCAGAGGUCGCCGCCGCUCAGAUCGUCAAGGUGCUCAUCCAUUCCGCCGCCGACGCCGAAUAAGCUCCUCAUUCCCACGCAUCAUCAUCAUCAUCUUCUUCUUCUGGUUCGCAGGAAGCAGUACAGAUCAAAGGGCUUCACGACGACAUCACCUGUAUCGUGGUGGAUAUCCUGCCGCAGGAGAAGAACCCUCCCCUCCCGCCUCCGAAGAAGCAGGGGAAGGGCGUCUUCAAGUCCAUGUUCCGGCGGAAAUCCUGCGAGUCCACGUCGCAUUCCGAUCGAGAGUGCUCCGAGCCGGACCUCGUGGAGGAAAUCUUCGAGGAAGGCUCCGCCAUGCUCGCCCGGAGGUCUCCCCCCCCCCCCCCAAACCCAAGUCUCCUCCUCCACCUCCCCCUUCUUCGUGUCCUGAUUUCUAGGGUUUCGAUAUGCUGCAGGCUGGACACGGAGUAUCCCAUCUGCAACAUGUUCAAGCUGUUCAUGUGCGCGGUCUGCCAGGUAGAGUUCAAGCCUGGAGAGGGCACCUCGGUGCACGCCGGCUCGUUGCAGACCGGCCGGCUCCGCCCGUGGGACGGCCCCUUCCUCUGCCGGAGCUGCCACGCCAAGAAGGAGGCCAUGGAAGGGAAGAGAUUCCGGGGAGGAGGUAACCCACCUGCUCUUCUCCAUCUACUUCCUUCAACCUCCUGCCAUCUCGCAGCUGAGCUCCCUCCUCCCUCCCUAUUUCAGCCCCCCGGAACGGCAGCGGAGACGAAUAGUCGCUGUCGGCCGGCGGUGGCAUCGCACCUGUCUGGUGGCGCUUUUGGCUUCCUUCUCGCGGCAGGCGACGAGGAGCAGGAGAAGUGA
Spirodela intermedia is the source of this 6392-nucleotide messenger RNA. The record is from the annotation of a GenBank genome assembly. NCBI's taxonomy places the organism in Eukaryota, Viridiplantae, Streptophyta, Magnoliopsida, Alismatales, Araceae.